Molecule: messenger RNA, 2990 nt
Organism: Malania oleifera
Lineage: Eukaryota; Viridiplantae; Streptophyta; Magnoliopsida; Santalales; Ximeniaceae
Product: VIN3-like protein 2
Exons: 8
Coding region: 342-2672 (776 amino acids)
Biological process (GO): epigenetic regulation of gene expression; vernalization response
Molecular function (GO): protein binding
Source: RefSeq, a predicted model, not a curated record
UCUCUCUUCCUCUCUUUCAGCCCCCAAAUCUCGCGUUCUGUGCUUGAGGGGUGUUGAAAAGCCCACGAAGAGGACCCGUUCAACCUGGAAUUCCACGGUCCUAGUGUCAGAAUUUCAACCGACCCUUCUUGGAUUUACUCCUUGCAGGUUCUGGAAAAUUGGGUUUGUGGUGGCAAUGUAGUGGGCUGAGUGGUUAGAAAUUAAACGACAAUGGAUUCUUCCUUUGAUGGAAAGUUUUGGGGAGCAAUUGUGUCAAAUUUUGUCGGGGACCCGCAUGACACCCUGCAAUUCUGAAAUCCAAUGGGAUUGUGUUUGAUCCAUCAAAAUGCAGUAAAUUGACAAUGGAAGAAAAGAGAGAACUUGUUUAUGAAUUAUCACAGUUGUCCCAUGGUGCCCCUGAAAUGCUUCAAUCUUGGAGUCGUCAAGAGAUCCUACAGAUCCUGUGUGCAGAGAUGGGAAAAGAGAGAAAAUAUACUGGCUUGACAAAGUCAAAAAUUAUAGAAAAUCUUCUGAAAAUUGUUUCUGAGAAAAAAUCACUAGAGCAUCGGGCAGCCGCAGACCUUGAAAUACAGUUAUCACCUGCAAGCCAGAAAGCUGCCAAAAGGCAGAGGAAAACUGAUCAUCCUUCUCGACUGCCUGUUGCAGUAAAUAACCUUUCAAUUAGCAGUGGCAUUGGAGAUUUGGCUAAUGCUGUAUACUGCAAAAACUCGGCUUGUAAAGCUAACCUAAUGCGGGAAGAUGCAUUUUGUAAGAGAUGUUCAUGCUGCAUCUGUUAUCGGUACGAUGACAACAAGGAUCCCAGCUUGUGGUUAAUUUGCAGCUCAGAGCCUCCGUUUCAGGGCGAUUCAUGUGGCAUGUCAUGCCAUCUUGAAUGUGCUUUGCAGCAUGAAAGAUCUGGAAUUUCAAAGAAUGGGCAGCAUUCAGGACUUGAUGGGGGCUUUUAUUGUGUAUCUUGUGGGAAAGUAAAUGAUUUGCUUGGAUUAAGCUUGAAAUUGAUGAGGAAUUUGGUGCAGCAGGCAAUGGUGGAGCACACUGUAGAAUCUGUCAGAUUUGAUGUGGCGUGUGUGGAGCUUCACCAGAGGGCGGGCUUUGACUCAAUUGUAAGAGUGUGCUCAAAGCAGGAGGUCCGGUUCAAGUCAUGGAAACAGCCUCUCCAAUUGUGGAGAUGCUGGAAAAAACAACUUGUGGUGGCAAAGGAUACCAGACGGGUGGACAUACUAUGUUAUCGUGUCUCAUUAAGCCAAAAGCUUCUUAAUGGAACUAAGAAGUACCAAAAGCUUUAUGAUAUUGUGGAUGAAGCAGUGAAUAAGCUUGAAUUAGAAGUGGGCCCCUUGAGUGGUUUACCUUUGAAGAUGGGUAGAGGAAUUGUCAACAGGCUCUCCUCAGGACCAGAGGUUCAAAAACUCUGUGCUUUGGCCGUGGGGUCUCUGGAUGUGAUGCUUUCCAGCGCGGUUCCGUAUGCGUUUCCCAAUCCUAUGACCCAAGGUACCAUUUUGUUGGCUCCAAGCACAAUUAGAUUUGAUGGUGUCAGUGCAACAUCUGUUACCGUGGUUUUGGGUUCUGAAGAUCCAUCAUCUGAAGAUAUUGUUGUUUAUAACUUAUGGCAUCGUAAGGCUCGUGAAAUGGACUAUCCUGCUGGACAGACUUGUACUUUGCGUUCACCAAAUGCAAGGUUUGUGGUCUCAGGUCUAAGUCCAGCUACAGAGUACAUUUUUAAAGUUAUUUCCUUUAAUGGAAAAAGAGAGUCAGGUAUGUGUGAAGCUAGGUGCUCGACAAUAGGUGCAGGGGGGGAAGUCCAGAAGAGUUCAAUAGUAGAAAGGAGUCAGAGUCCAGCAACCAACUGUAGCAGCAUGUCUAAUCCUUCUUCAGUUGAAGAUGAAACUAAUAAUGUUACUCCCUACAAUGAUCGGAAUGAAACCCGAGAAGACAAUUAUUUUAAUUAUUGCGAAAAUGCUGAUAAAAUUGUUUCUGCUAAUAUAUCUAAUGACACUAUCAAGUACACCAAUGUGGACCAAGAAGGCGCCCAAGCCGAUUCUGUUUCUGUGCUGUGCGAAGAGCGUGGCGCGGGGAUGGUUGUCUCUGCGCCUAGUUCUGGUGUCCUAAAAUUUGAGAAGCUGCAGUCACAAGAGGUCCAAGUCGUUGAGGAGACGAGCAUUGACAAUAGGUCAAGUAGUCCAGCUUUUACAGGUUUGGAAUGUGUUCCAUAUGUUGCUAGCUCGGAAGCUGGUUUACCUGUCACACCCUGCAAGUUGGAUAUUUUCAAGGAUGGAGUAGGAAGGAAUGGGAGACCCAAGCCCAGUGGCACUGGCAAGGAUGUGGAUAUGGGAGGGGAGCCCCAAGCUGGCAGCUCAUCAAAGAAGAGAGGCGGGGAGAGGCAGGAUGAGCAUGCCAGAAAUGAUAAUUCGGACAGGGAUUUUGAGUACUGUGUGAAGAUAAUUAGAUGGUUGGAGUGUGAGGGACACAUUGAAAAGAACUUCAGGCAGAAGUUCCUCACAUGGUACAGUUUGAGAGCAACCCCCCAGGAGGUUAGGAUAGUGAAGGUGUUUGUUGAUACUUUUAUUGACGAUCCAGCAUCACUUGCGGGGCAGCUGUUUGACACAUUCUCCGACAGUAUUUCAAGCAAGCGCUUAUCUGCUGUACCAGCUGGGUUCUGCAUGAAGCUAUGGCAUUGAAGGUUUCAUGAUGGGUCCUGGUGUUGGAUUGACUGAUUUUUGAUUGCCGAACCCAAAAAAGGGUUUGUGCAUCAGCAAUUUUUUGGACCCCAAAAAAUGUUGCCACAUUCUUCAUUUAGAUUCAUUAUCAUUGAUAUUUAUUAUUAGCAUUCACCAGUUUACUUAUUAUUAUGUAAAGACUAUUGCAUUUCCUUCUAUAGGAGGAUUUUCUUUUCAUUCAUAUUCCUUGGAUAUGUGUUUCAUGUUCACCAAUUUAUGAAUUUCAGCUGGGCUAACCAACCAAGCAAUAUACAUGGUUUGCGUAUGAUUUGGUCCAAA